This is a messenger RNA of Globicephala melas (long-finned pilot whale), 3576 nucleotides long. RefSeq names its product C1D nuclear receptor corepressor (gene C1D). Gene Ontology annotation, molecular function: DNA binding; RNA binding. Gene Ontology annotation, cellular component: nucleolus; exosome (RNase complex). NCBI's taxonomy places the organism in Eukaryota, Metazoa, Chordata, Mammalia, Artiodactyla, Delphinidae. Gene Ontology annotation, biological process: maturation of 5.8S rRNA; regulation of gene expression. The record is from RefSeq and is a predicted model, not a curated record.
UUCCAUUAUAGGUUAUUACAAGAUAAAGUAAGCAAGAUUAGGAAUUGGGCUUUGGGCACAUUACAUUUGAGAAUAUAUUAACAGCCAACCAAGGUACUGAGUAAGUGGUUGGACAUUAAAUUUGGAGUUCAGUGGCGAGGUCAGGGCUGGAGAUGCAAACCUGGGAGUCAUCAGUUUAUUAAUAUAGUUUAAACCCAGAGCUCACCUAGAGAGUAAAUUAGAGAAGAGAUUCAAGGACAGCCCUUGGGCACGUCAAGGUUAAGAGGCUUGAGGAUAUGAAAAGGAUGCAGCAAAGAAGACCAAGAAAGCAACCUGUGAGUUGAACAUAAUGGCAGGCGAAGAAAUUAAUGAAGACUAUCCAGUAGAAAUUCAUGAAUAUUUAUCAACAUUUGAGAAUUCCAUUGGUGCUGUGAAUGAGAUGCUGAAGACCAUGAUGUCUGUUUCUAGAAAUGAGUUGUUGCAGAAGUUGGACCCACUUGAACAAGCAAAAGUGGAUUUAGUUUCUGCUUACACAUUGAAUUCAAUGUUUUGGGUUUAUUUGGCAACGCAGGGAGUUAAUCCUAAGGAACAUCCAGUAAAGCAGGAAUUGGAGAGAAUCAGAGUAUACAUGAACAGAGUCAAGGAAAUAACAGACAAGAAAAAGGCUGGCAAGCUAGACAGGGCUGCGGCUUCAAGAUUUGUAAAAAAUGCCCUAUGGGAACCAAAACCUAAAAAUGCAUCCAAAAUUGCCAAUAAAGGAAAAAGUAAAAGUUAACCUUUUGGUUUUGAUGUACACAUAUUCAAAAAGUACAUAAUUUUUAUUGUUUUCCACAAAAUAGAUGAUGAUUAUGUGCCAUUGUAAGGUUUAAAUGUAUUCCAUAUUGAAUUCGUGUGUAAAAUUUGCAUUUUAAAUUUGUAAUGCUAAAUACUUUUCCCCCAGAAAGAUUAAGUUAUCCUUAUUGAUUUUCCUAUAGAACAUUAUGUGGUUUUUUUAACAUUGUGGUAUAUUUUAUAUUUAUAGUUUACUGUCUCUUGACAAGACUCUUAUUUCCUUAUAUAGGUCAAUUUUGCAAGUGCCAUUUUAUAAGCAACUAUGAAAUUUAAGUUAAAUGUUCUUUGCAAACAUUUGUGUAUUUUCGAUGAAUAAUGAUUUUAUGAAGUAUGCUGAAGUUUUAAAUACAUCUGUUUUCACUAUAUAAUAUUAGGAAAGAAAGAAAUGACUUAAAUGUCCAUUUUUUCUGUGAAGUUAUUUCAUUACGCUUUCAUGAUUUUGGGAAUUACUGCUUUUUGUGAUAUUUGAAGUAUGAAAUUAAGACUUUUAAGGUUAUUCUUUAAUUCUUGGUACUUUGCCACUAUGUCCCAUUUAAAGUAAAAUAUAUUCUCAUUAACUUUAGAUGGGCAAUGAGGUUGUAUAUUGAUGGCUGAAUUUUGGCAUAAUGGCUGUACCCUAUCAGUAAAGCUGUAAGUGUUGUGUAGCUGACCUGUUUUUUAUUUUUCUCUUUUGAGUAAAUUUUCUCUUGAAAUUAGGAAGGUAGUUUUUAGAAAUCCUUAGGAAUGGGGGAAUUCACGAGUUUUUGUUCCUUAUGCAUAGUGCCCACAGUUCUCUUGGCCUCAUGUUUUCAGAGUUUUUUAUUGUAUGUUUCUGAGGCUAUAGCAAUUACAUAGAAGUAUUUUGGAACAACUUUGUAUGUUAUUUAAUGCCACUUAAGCAGAGGAGAAAUCCAAAGGAGAUUACAUUGUGUUUAUAUUCUGAUUUAUUUUUCUGCAGUAUUUGCUACAGAGAAUUCUAAAUAUUAAACGAAUUUUUUUAUGUCUAAGCCCAUGAAUUUUAAUUAUAUACCCUUAAUGCUUUCAGUCUUUGAAUUCACAUCAUUAUGUAUAGGAAUGCCAAGUACAGUAAAAUACUUUAAUUUUUGAAAAUGAAGUUGUUAAAAUUUUUUGUGUGACUAAUUCUCCAUAAGUAACCUUGAAUAAAUAGAUUUCUUGAUUUAUGGUAGCAGAUAUUGGAAAUGGUCUUAAAAUGUAAUGGAUUUUGUAACGCAUGUUGAACUCUUUCUAUGACACAUGAAGAGGUGGUCACUGAUAGAUGCAGAAAGACUUCUGGCUCAGAUGUCAGACGAUUUUUGAAGUGGAAGAACACUUAUAGUUAGUUCACUCCUUUUUUCACCUUCGGCUCCUCAAGAUUCAAAUUUUUUUUUUUAAAGUAGCUUCUUCAUGAGAGAAAUAAAUGUUAUUAAGAUCAAAUAUAGUGGCCUAGUGUUAUUUAUUGCAAAGAAGGUUAUAGCUUGCAUUUCUUUAUAUUUUCUCAUUUCAUUAAGAAAAAAAAAGUUAAAUGAAAAAUGUCAUGCAGUUGCAGAAAGUCAUUAGCCAAAUUAUUGGUUUGUGAAAGUCCAAUUCUGCCUUCUCUUAAACUGGAGAUUCUUAAGUGAACAAUUCUUUUAAGUGUUUAUUAGAGGUAGAAAACAAUUUGAGUGUAUUCCAUUUUAUUAUGUAUGAUUUUAAGUACUUACUAGCACAUAGUAAGGAGCUGAGUGAUAGUAAGUGUAUUGGGUUGCUUAUUUUUUGUCUAUUCAUUUCACAAAUACUUAAUGACAUUUACAUUGUUAAAUACUGUGCUAGGUUCCAGAUAUGACAACUCCAGCCUUUAUUCUAUUUUAAGUAUUAUGAAAAAACUAGUCUUUUCAUUCAAUUCAGUUUUUCAGAGUUACUGGAAAAUUUAUGACAAGUUGUGCUCAUUAACCUUAGUCAGAAUCAUAAAGGGUGAUGGGUUGAUCUAUUUGACUGUGGUACAGUUAUUGUUAGCAUAGUUUGUUCCAAAUGACAGUCUGCUCUAAGGUUAGAUGUUAAUUAUAUCUUGUAUUAAUCUCUUUGGGAAUUAACAAAUUGGAGGGGUUAUAGCUAUAGAUACUUUUAAGAUUAGAAUUAUGGAUUAUUAAUCUAAUACUAAAUAAUGAGAUUUAGUCUUUUAAUAUUAUUUUAAGCACAAUUUUCUUAUUGUUCAUAAUUGCAGGAUGGGAAUUCAUUUUAGUAAGUAGAAUAUUUUAAGAGGAAAACUGAAGCUUGAAUUAUGGUUUACAUUCCUGGAAUUUGAGGUUAUAUCAAAUUGAUUGGUUUUUAAGAUACCCUGCAAAUUAAAAAAAUUGUUCUACUUAGCUAUUAGAAAUGGAUUAGUAUUAUUUCUAAAUGAGCCUUUAAAAAUUGACUAGAAAUACAGGAAAUGCUUAAAAAAUGGACAGUGUAUUGAAUAUAGAUACUUUUUCCUAAGCGUAGGUCAUUGGAGAAAAAGAUGUUUUAGGAAUCACUUAGCUUAUAAUACUGUUAAACCAUACCUCUAUGCAAUAAAUUAUCAGAAAUUCUGGCUUUACAAAGUAACAUUAACUGAGAAAGGUUUGAACAGUGAUUCUGAGCCUCAUGUAAUAGCUAAGUUUGGUAGAUAAAGCGGAGAAAAAGAAGAACUGGCAUCUUGUUUUCUCUCUUCAUAGAAUAGUUAGUAAACUUGCUCUGAUAAAUUCAGGGGCUCUUUUAACUGAAUAGCAACCUAUUUUAUAUAAAUGUGAUCUGAAUGUACUUAACUAAUAAAAACAUUUCUUUUCCCUA